CUAGAUAUGCUAUCUUUGCUCCUUCCUCAUUUCUUUACAAUUCGAAAAAUAUUUUGAGACGGAUGUCGGGACGUACAUAAUCUUAGUCCAAAUAAAUUGACGUGGAACGACAUAAAGAUGGACGUAGAUGGAUGAUAUAUUCGAGAAUGUAAUCUAAUCAUGGAGUAUUUUAGUGAAAUACUUUUGCUUGGAAUUGACACGGUUGUAUUCACUAUCUGCUUGAAACAGUAUAUUCACUACAAGAAUGCGAUUAAAGUAAUCAAGAAUGUCGAGCUCUACGAUGUUGGCGCAGAUAUUGAAAACCUAUUGGAUAAGAGUUCGAAUAACAAAGUGGAUUAUGUCGCCGUCAGAGGGAUCGUGAAACCGUUAAAAGAAUCAUUGCAAAGUAUUAAUAAAAAAGAUGUCACUGGAGUGAUACAGAAACUUAGUGUCAAAGAACAUAUUGUUGCAAGAACGUCAGCUGGUUAUUGGUCUGACCAAGAACGAACACUUCAACAGAUAUAUAAUACGGUACCGUUUGUUUUGCAAAACAGAUGGUAUCGUGUAGAAAUAAUAGAUCCCUUAUCCGCUGAUAUCUUAGACUUGGAUAUAAUCUCUGAUAAUUUUCAAUCUAGUGUGCCUACAGUUAUAGAUCAUAUAUGGGGUUUUUUUACAGAACAUUCAACAGGAGUGCGUCAACGUGGUAUACAGUCUACAGAAAAAAUGUUGCGUGAAGAUUCAAUUAUUACAGCAAUAGGUGAGCUCUCCAAGUCGAAAACUGAAUCCAAUUAUUUUAUUUUGCAACCUCCGUUAAAUGGGCCUCCUUUUUAUAUAACAAGCAUGUCAAUUACAUCCUUGAUGCGGAAAUUAGAUGAUCAUAAAAAGAUAUACAGGAUAUUUUGCCUGAUGAGUGGUGCACUUGGAAUAGUACUUGCAACAAUUAUGGCGAGACGUUAUUGGAAAAAUAAGCAGCAACAAAGAUUGGCAGAACAAUUACGUCAGUCGCUUGAAACAUCUCGUCAAGAAAGACGUCAAAGAGUCAGGGACAGAGAUCUUAGGGAAGAUCAAAUAUGUGUAGUUUGCAAAACAAACGCACGCGAAAUUAUUUUAUUACCUUGUGGUCAUGUAUGCAUAUGCGAAGAUUGUUCAGUUAGCAUCAAUAAUAAUUGCCCUGUUUGCAGAACACAAAUCAUUCAAAAAGCAGCAGCGUAUAUAGUAUAAAAUUUCAUUUUGAUACAAGUUUUUUUUAUAUAUCAAAAAUAUUUCGACGGCAUUAAAUCAAGUGUGAAAACAAUCAAUGAUUAAAUUAAAAUAACAUUA
Messenger RNA from Pogonomyrmex barbatus (red harvester ant), 1299 nucleotides. RefSeq names its product mitochondrial E3 ubiquitin protein ligase 1 (gene Mul1). The record is from RefSeq and is a predicted model, not a curated record. Gene Ontology annotation, molecular function: ubiquitin-protein transferase activity. Gene Ontology annotation, biological process: protein ubiquitination; organelle organization. Lineage: Eukaryota; Metazoa; Arthropoda; Insecta; Hymenoptera; Formicidae.